AUGUCAGGAAACUCGUCGAGGAUAAAUACGCUGGGCACGGACUCUGAGAAAGACAUCAUCGACAUGAUACUCGGUCCAAAUGCCAACUACGACAACAGGCUGCGACCCACGGGGGAGAACGGAACUGGAGAUCCUGUCAUAGUCACCGUGAACAUUCUCGUGCGCAGCAUAAGCAAGAUAGAUGACGUCAACAUGGAGUACAGUUGCCAAAUUACGUUCCGUGAACAGUGGAAAGACGUGCGUCUGUCCUACAAUAGCACCUUCUUCCAGUGGAUCAAUCUGCCCGACCCGCAGCAGAUCUGGAGACCAGAUUUGUUCUUCUACAACGAGAAGCAGGGUCACUUCCACAACAUCGUCAUGCCGAAUGUGCUGUUACGGCUCUACCCGGAUGGUCGGAUUCUUUACAGUGUCAGGUUAUCGUUGGUUUUGUCCUGCCCGAUGGCGCUGCAAUAUUAUCCGCUAGACAAGCAGUACUGUGAUAUAGAAAUGGGGAGUUAUGGCUACACGACAGAUGACAUCAUAUUCUUGUGGAAACAGAACGACCCCAUUCAAAAAAAGUCGGGACUGGAGCUACCGAGUUUCACAUUGGGAGAUGAGAUAACCACCACAUACUGCACGAGCAAUACGAAUACAGGUGCAUACAGCUGCAUAAAAGGAACGCUGGAACUGACACGACAGUUCAGUUACUACUUAUUACAGCUCUACAUACCUAGCUAUAUGUUAGUCAUUGUUUCCUGGGUCUCCUUCUGGCUUGACAAGGAGGCGGUGCCAGCGCGUGUCUCUCUAGGUGUGACAACGCUGCUGACGAUGGCACGCAGGCGUCUGGCAUCAAACUCAAAGCUUGCGCCGGCCUGUCUUUUACACGAAGCGAUCGAUCACGUUGGAUUGGCGUCAUGUCUGACAUUCAUUUUCGGCGCGCUUGCUCAGUUCGCUCUCGUUAACUACGCGGCGAGGCCGCGACAGCCCCAGAAGUCGUUCUUCAACAACGACUCGACGUUCGGCAAGCACCAGGAAGCCGGCUACGACAGCAGCGACCUGCACAUCGACCCGGCGGCGCGGUUACGCAACAUGCACGGCGAGUUCCCGCGCUGCUGCAGCUCCUUCCUCUCCCGCUACCAGGACAGAUCGAAGCGCAUCGACGUCAUGUCGCGCAUCAUGUUUCCGACGGGCUUCUGCCUCUUCAACAUCGCCUACUGGGCCGGCUACCUGUUACCUUACAAGGGACCGCCGCUACCCGGCAAGUGA
Messenger RNA from Priapulus caudatus, 1245 nucleotides. RefSeq names its product glutamate-gated chloride channel-like. Gene Ontology annotation, biological process: regulation of membrane potential; signal transduction; nervous system process. Lineage: Eukaryota; Metazoa; Priapulida; Priapulimorpha; Priapulimorphida; Priapulidae. The record is from RefSeq and is a predicted model, not a curated record. Gene Ontology annotation, cellular component: synapse; neuron projection; membrane. Gene Ontology annotation, molecular function: chloride channel activity; neurotransmitter receptor activity; transmembrane signaling receptor activity.